GUAGCUUCUCUUCUUAAUCAUUCUCUUCCAUAAAAUCUCUCUCUCUCUCUCUGAGCAAUGAGGAACCCUCCCCACCUCUUGUUUUUCUUCUUCCUCCAACUUGCCAGUGGCUUGCGGCCUCCUUAUUCUCCGACCAUUAAUAUAACACUCAACUGUGGCUUCAGCGGCAACACUUCUGCAAGAGAUAAUCGGAUCUGGUUGGGAGACAUCAAUUCCGAUUUCGGUCCUUUUGAACUUCAAAACAACUCAUCAGUAAUCUCCGAAGCAGCUAAACAACCAACCGAAGUCGACCCAAUUCCCUACUACACUGCACGCCUCUCCUACUCCGAAUUCACAUACAUGUUCUCUGUCACCGCGGGCCAACUCUUCAUUCGCCUCUACUUUUUCCCAGCUUCAUAUCAAAACUUUGACCGCUCUAAGGCCUUCUUCUCCGUCAAAGCCGGUUCUUAUACCCUUUUAAGCAACUUUAGCGCUGCCCUCACUGUUGAUGCUGAUGCUCUUAGCUUAGAAGGCUUCUCAAGAGAAUUCUGCGUAAAUAUUGUUGAAAAUGCUCGAUUCUUAAACAUAACCUUCACUCCAAGCCCCGGUAAUCUAGAUGCAUAUGCUUUUGUAAACGGGAUUGAACUCGUUUCAGUGCCUUCUAAUCUUUAUUACUCUGAAGACAUUAGUACAGAAAUUAAGCUUAUUGGCCAGAGUACGCCAUAUACCAUCGAAAAGAGCCACGCUCUUGAGACGGUAUAUAGAUUAAACAUUGGUGGGCGAAUGAUUUCACCCACAGAAGAUACUGGCAUGUACCGGAGCUGGUCAGAUGACGAUGCUGCUUACUUGACAAGUUCUGAAAAAGGCUUUGUGGAUAGAAACACAACUAUUCGUCUCCGCUUCAGUAAAAUUUCUAACUACACUGCACCAGAAGAGGUCUAUAUCACUGCUCUAACAAUGGGACCCAACAAAACCAUAAACAAGAGCAACAAUCUCACCUGGGAAUUCUCUGUAGACGCUGGUUUUAAUUACCUAGUAAGGCUACACUUUUGCGAGUUUCAAGUUGAGAUCACGGAAGAAGGAGACCGAGAUUUUUACAUCUUUAUAGCUGAUCAAAUUGCUGAGGAACGAGCAGACGUUUUGUCUUGGAGCGGGGGAAAUGGAAUCCCAGUAUAUAAAGACUACGCUGUACUGAUGUUUGGUGAAGGCAACAAGAAAAAACUAAACCUCUCUGUCGCUCUGCAAGCAAACCCAGAUGACAGGAUGACUAAAUAUUCCGACGCAAUCUUGAACGGGCUCGAAAUCUUCAAAAUCAGUGACCUCAUUAACAAUCUCGCUGGGCCAAACCCCGAUCCACUUCCAACACCAAAGGUUGUAGCGAUUCCCUUUCCAAUCCAACCAAGGAAGGUAAAGAGUAACCACACCACAAUAAUUCCCAUAGUUGUUGGUUUAUUCUCUGGCAUAGUUGUUCUGUCUAUUCUCGGUUUCUUCAUUUUCCAACGAGGUAGGAGGGUUGAUAAGGAUGCCAAGAGCAGCAGCACAAUUCUGCCGUCUGAUUUGUGUCGAUGCUUUUCACUGUCUGAAAUCAAAGCAGCUACAAACAACUUCGACAAGCUCUUCAUCAUAGGUGUCGGAGGGUUUGGUGAUGUGUACAAAGGAUACAUUGAUGGUGGGGAGACCUGUGUUGCCAUUAAACGGUUGAAACCGGGUUCUCAACAAGGGGCUCACGAGUUCAAGACCGAGAUUGAGAUGCUCUCCCAACUCCGCCACCUCCAUCUCGUCCCUCUGAUUGGCUAUUGCAACCAUGGCAAUGAGAUGAUCCUUGUGUAUGAUUACAUGGCCCAUGGGACCCUCCGUGAUCAUCUCUACAACACCGAUAAUCCACCUCUUUCGUGGGAACAACGGCUCCAAAUCUGUAUUGGUGCUGCUCGGGGUUUGCAAUACCUUCACAUAGGUGCAAAGCAGAUGAUCAUUCAUCGUGAUGUGAAAAGCACAAAUAUAUUGUUGGACGAGAAAUGGGUGGCAAAGGUAUCCGAUUUUGGGUUGUCAAAACUGGGUCCUACUAGUGUGUCCAUGACCCAUGUAAGCACAGUGGUGAAAGGGAGUAUUGGGUACUUAGACCCAGAGUAUUACCGGCGUCAACAGUUGACUGAAAAAUCUGAUGUGUACUCAUUUGGUGUGGUGUUGUGUGAAGUGUUAUGUGCAAGACCACCGUUGAUACGUAAUGUUGACAAGGAGCGAGUGAGCUUAGCUGAGUGGGCUCAGCAAUGCUAUCAUAAUGGAAAGCUUGAUCAGAUUGUUGAUCCAUUUCUAUCAGGUAAGAUUGUGCCGGAGUGUUUGAAAAAAUUUGGUGAAAUUACAGUGAACUGUUUGCUUGAUGAUGGAAUCAAACGGCCGUCAAUGAACGAUGUGGUUUGGGGUCUUGAAUUUGCAUUACAACUACAGGAGAGCAAAAGGGAUAGUGGAGUACAAAUAUUUGAGAUUGAAGGCCAUAUUGAGAAAGUGCUCCUUCAAAGAUCCGCAAUUGAGGAUUGUGAGAAGGUCUUUACUAGUAGCGGUGGACGUGGGUCAAAUGGAGAAAGCACUAGCUGCAGGGUGAACAUUGCAAGCAAUGGAGACCAAAGUUCUGCUAAUGAGACUUCAGAUAGCAGCAAUUUGAUACGUGAAACUGUUUUCUCGGAGCUUAUGAGUCAGAAAGGAAGAUAAAAGGAAUAUGCAUGGUACGUAGCUGACUUGUAAGUUACCUAACAACUUAAAUUAAUUAGCUUGUUCUGUAGCAUAUUAAGACUUGCUGUCAA
Molecule: messenger RNA, 2777 nt
Organism: Quercus lobata
Lineage: Eukaryota; Viridiplantae; Streptophyta; Magnoliopsida; Fagales; Fagaceae
Product: receptor-like protein kinase FERONIA
Exons: 1
Coding region: 58-2685 (875 amino acids)
Biological process (GO): protein phosphorylation
Molecular function (GO): transmembrane receptor protein tyrosine kinase activity; ATP binding
Source: RefSeq, a predicted model, not a curated record